Molecule: messenger RNA, 1080 nt
Organism: Trichoderma citrinoviride
Lineage: Eukaryota; Fungi; Ascomycota; Sordariomycetes; Hypocreales; Hypocreaceae
Product: lactate dehydrogenase-like protein
Exons: 2
Coding region: 1-1080 (359 amino acids)
Molecular function (GO): NAD binding; oxidoreductase activity, acting on the CH-OH group of donors, NAD or NADP as acceptor
Source: RefSeq, a predicted model, not a curated record
AUGGCUGCCAAACGACUCAAGAUCGCCAUCCUGGACGACUACCAAAGGGUGUCCGAGAAGCACUUUGCAAGAUUCAAAGACGACCACGAGAUCGCUUAUUUCCCAGACACCCUGCCGCCAUACAAUGGUCCAGACACCCCGCAAUCAGUCAAAGAUGCCUUGGUCAAGAGACUCGAGCCAUUCAACAUCAUCAAUACCGUACGAGAGAGGACACCGUUCCCUGCAGAGCUGGUCAAUCGGCUGCCCAACUUACAGCUUCUCUUGACACAAGGUCGCCGCAACCUGUCCCUGGAUCUCGACGCCUUCAAGGCGCGGGGCAUCCCCGUCGCCACAGCAAUCCACGUCCAUCCCGCCGGCGAGAACAACGUCGAGAGCACAGUCGAGCACAUUGUGACCAUGAUCAUGGCUCUCGCGCGCAACAUUGCAGCCGACGACGCGGGCUUGAAAGCCGGCCUCUGGCAAGCCAACCUCUGCACCUCCGUGUCCGGAAAGACGCUGGGCAUCAUCGGGCUCGGUCGCCUGGGAGGUGCCGCGGCCCGGAUUCUCCACGUUGCUUUCGGCAUGAAGGUCAUUGCCUGGAGCCAGAACCUGACGCAAGAAGUUGCCGAUGAGCAAGCGGCACACUUCAAGUUACCCGUCGCAAACUCUGAAGGAGAAAAGACGUUCAGGGCCGUUAGCCGGGAGGAGCUGUUCAAGACCGCCGACGUCGUCAGUUUACACGUCGUGCUCUCGGACCGCACCCGGGGCUUCAUCACAUCGAAGGACUUGGAUCUAAUGAAGCCGUCAGCCUUCUUCGUCAACACGUCCAGAGGCCCGCUCGUCGUCGAACAAGACCUGCUCGACACUCUCAAGGCCGGCAAGAUCCGGGGUGCCGCGCUGGAUGUCUUCUGGCAGGAGCCGCUUCCUCGGGAUAGCGAGUGGAGGAGUGACGGCUGGGGCAAGGAUGGUCGUAGCCAUUUGCUGGUGACGCCGCAUACGGGGUAUGUCGAGGAGGCGGCCAUUAAUGGUUUCUAUGAGCAGGCGGCGAAUGAUGUGGAGGCGUGGAUUGCAGGGAAGCCUCUGAAAAUUCGGCUUGCAUGA